Messenger RNA from Phasianus colchicus (ring-necked pheasant), 5929 nucleotides. RefSeq names its product unc-51 like kinase 4 (gene ULK4). The record is from RefSeq and is a predicted model, not a curated record. Lineage: Eukaryota; Metazoa; Chordata; Aves; Galliformes; Phasianidae. Gene Ontology annotation, molecular function: protein kinase activity; ATP binding. Gene Ontology annotation, biological process: protein phosphorylation.
UUGCGGUCACGGCCGCUGCCGCCUCGCAGUCGUCCGGUAGCUGCCCGCCUUCCCGCUGCCGCCGGGCCCGCAGCUCCCAGGCGUGAGUGCAGGCGGCCCGCUGUGCCGCAUCCCCGUUCGGUACCCCGGCUGAAGGCCUGCCGUCGGGGACGGCUGCUCUCUUCCCUGUAGCCUGCCGGUUGAGACCUUAUCUGCAGGUUUACCUGUCUAAGAAAAGACCAUGUUUCCAAUCCCUUAACAGUAAAGCAUCCUUAAGUAUGGAGAACUUCAUUCUUUAUGAAGAGAUAGGAAGAGGAAAUAAGACCAUUGUUUAUAAAGGAAGAAGAAAGGGGACAAUUAAUUUUGUUGCCAUUCUUUGCACUGAUAAAUGCAAAAGAGCUGAAAUAACAAACUGGGUUCGUCUGACUCAUGAAAUCAGACACAAGAACAUAGUGACAUUUCAUGAAUGGUAUGAAACAAGCAACCAUCUCUGGCUUGUAAUGGAGUUAUGCACAGGUGGUUCGCUAGAAUCAGUUAUUGCUCAAGAUGAACAUCUACCUGAAGAUGUAGUGAGAGAAUUUGGUGUAGAUUUGAUUACCGGUUUACACCACAUUCAUAACCUUGGGAUUGUCUUUUGUGAGCUGACACCUGGAAAGAUUCUGCUGGAAGGGCCUGGCACUUUGAAGUUCAGUAACUUUUGCUUGGCUAAAGCAGAUGGAGAAAACCUGGAAGAAUUUUUUGCUUUAGUUGGAUCUGAAGAAGCAGGAGGAGAUGUUGUUGAAAGCACUCCACAAAGACACCUGAAAAACAGACUCCGAGGCUCUCCAUUAUACACAGCUCCAGAAGUAAUAAAAGGAGAAGACUUCUCCAAGUCCAGUGAUCUGUGGUCCUUAGGAUGUUUACUUUAUGAAAUGUUCUCAGGAAGACCACCAUUCUUCUCAGAGAACUCUUCAGAAUUAAUUGAAAAGAUUUUAUAUGAGGAUCCACUGCCACCUAGGCCAAAGGGUUCUGCUUUUCAGAAACCUUCUGCAGAGUUCACUAGCUUACUUGAUGGAUUGCUCCAAAAGGAUCCUCAGAAGAGGCUCAAUUGGACAGACAUAUUGCAACAUCCAUUCUGGAAAGACUCCCUUAGCCAUUGUGACGGUGAUUCUUCAGACAGCCAGGGCUCAAGCACUGAAGACUUGGAGUCAUGGAAUACCAAGGGGCCAGAAGAUGCAUGUACAAACCUAUCACCUUCAAGAGCAGAUAAUAAGCUACUAAGGAAUUCUUUCAAAAUAGUAGAAAAUCCAACUGAAUUGCGCCCCAAAAAUGCAGUUGGUGGAUCAAAUGAAUCCAUAUUUCUUCUGAGUUCUCGUCCUACUCCUAGAACCAGCACUGCAGUACAAGCAACUGAUGUUACUAUUGCCCCAAUCCAAAAUUCUCCACAAAAGGAUUCAAGCAUGACAAGGGCUAAAAAUGUGUGCUCAAGUCAGCAGGAUAUGGAGUCAGCAUUGAAAGAGCUCAUUUAUACUGAAUCUGAUCUUAUCGUAACACCAAUCAUUGACAAUCCAAAGAUAAUGAAGCAAGUGCCAGUUAGAUUUGACUCAAAAGCUUUACAUGUACCAGCAUAUUCAGCUGAGAAGUUGUCAUCUCUGAAGGAUGCGGACUGGAAUGACUUCUUGCACCAAGCAUGUUUGUUGCUUGAUUCCACUGAGAAGAAUCCAGGAACAGCACGUUCUAAACUGAAUUUACUGUCUUACCUCUGUACUGUGGCUGGCCACAGGGAAGUUGCAAGCAGGCUAAUUAACUCUCAGCUGUUUCCAGUGUUAAUACAGCAGCUGCGUGCCGCCACCAACUGGGAUAUACGUGCUAAAGUGGCUCGAGUGAUUGGUUUGCUCGCACUGCACACAUCUGAGCUUGGAGAAAGCAUACCUGUGUCUGAGGCAUUUAUAAUUCUAACUGAACUCAUCAGAGAGAACUUCAGAAAUAGCAAAUUGAAACAAUGCCUUUUACCAGCACUUGGGGAGCUUCUUUAUCUCGUAGCCAGCAAGGAGGUAAAAAAAGAGCACCCCAGAGAGUGCUUGGUUGUUCCCUCAGCAGCUUACACUGUGCUAAUGAGGUGUCUUCGGGAAGGGGAAGACCGGAUAGUGAACCAUUUGGCAGCAAAGAUCAUUGAAAAUGUUUGCACUACUCUCUCCUGCUAUGCACAAGGAUUUAUUACAGGAGAAAUCGGACCUGUCUUAUGGUACCUUUUCACACAUUCUACCAUAGAUUCUUUGAAAAUAACUGCUGUUUCGGCUUUAUGCAGAAUUACUCGUUAUUCACCCAGUGCUUUCCAGAGUGUCAUUGAGAAGGUGGGAUUAACAGCUGUACUAAAUUCCUUGCUAACUGGAAUAUGCAAAAUACAGCAGUACAUGCUCACCAUGUUUUCUGCAAUGUUGUCGUGUGGAAUUCAUCUCCAGAGGCUGAUACAAGAAAAGGAGUUUGUGACUACAAUUAUUCGUUUACUUGAAAGUCCUUCAACUUUCAUACGAGCAAAAGCAUUUCUGGUCCUGUUGCAAGUUUUAAUAAAUAGCAGGGAAAUGUUGCUUCUCAGUUGUCAAGCAAGGCUUGUGAUGUAUAUUGAAAGAGACAGCAGAAAGACCACAGCAGGAAAAGAGCAGCAAAGCGGCAAUGAAUACCUGUCAAAAUGCCUGGAUCUUCUCAUCCAUCACAUUGUACGAGAGCUGCCAGGAAUUCUAGGUGACAUUCUCAAUACCUUAACUAACGUCUCUGGACGCAAACACCCAUCAACAGUUCAGGCCAAACAGCUGAAGAUGUGCCUUCCCAUGAUGCCUGUAGUGCUUCAUCUUGUGACAUCCCAGGUAUUUCGUCCUCGCAUUGUCUCAGAAGAGUUUCUUUUCAACUAUGGGACCUUACUUAAUUUUAUUAGAUCGAUAGAAUCAGGAGAAACAAAUUUGGAUGGAGCAAUAGGUCCAGCUGCAUCAGAAGAACUGAUUAAGAAUACUUUAUCAACGUUUGAAGCAAUAACACUUCAUCCUGCCUUGUUGACAAUCCACCACUUGACUGUUGAAAGCUGCAUCCUCCCACCACUAGUUUCUUUGGUCCACAGUCAGAAUGUGGAAUGGAGACUCUUCAGUUUGCGGUUGCUCUCAGAAACCACAUCACUACUCUUAAACCACAAGGUUAUGGCUGAGGAGAAAGAGGAGAGCCUCGACUCAAACAGGAAGCUUCUGUCUCUCAUUAGAGAUUCAUUGCUGCCCCAGUAUGAGUAUAUCCUUAUGGCUCCAGACCCAGUACCACUGUAUGCUCUGAAACUGUUGGUGGCCCUGACUGAACACAGCCCUUCUUCUGUGAGCCUUCUGGAAGAAAACCAUCUUUUUCCACCUCUUUUCCAAGUCAUCUUGGAGCACCAAGACAAUAUACUGGGGAAUACGAUGCAAACUGCAGUCGCCUUACUGAACAACGUGGUCGCCAACAAAAGCACAAAGAUGAUGUUACUUUUUGCAGAAGGACUGGCUCCUCACAUCUGUAAUCUCCUAAUAGAAACUGUGGCUCUGUACUUGGAGGCAGAUGAUAAAAGCAGCACCAAGACAGCAAAUGCACUGCUGCUGUCCUUGCUUGACAUUUUGCACUGCAUGCUGAUGUACACAACAAACAUUGUGCGCCAGACAUUGCAGGCACAGAAAUCCGGCACAGGAGGGGACACACAGGCUGCUGAAGACCUUCUGCUUAUCAAUAAACCCCUGACGGACCUAAUUAGCCUGCUUAUUCAACUGCUUCCCAGUGAAGAUACUGAAAUAUUUGAGAAUGCUUCACGGUGCUUAUCGCUGCUGGUUCAGCUGUACGGAGGGAACAGUCAGGAGAGCAUGACUCCAGAAAACAUGGGCAGCUUUGCUGAAGUGCUGAAAUCCAGAAAAGAUACACGGCAUCGGAAGGUUUUGUUGAGAAUUAUAAAGAGACUGAUAACUUCAAACGAGAAGUGCUUGGAGAGCCUGAAGAGUGAUGGCGAUGCUCUGCUCUGUGCUCUGCAGAGCCUGGCCCAGCCUGCCAGCUCUCACGCUGAUGUUGCUGUUGCCUCCCUGGCAUCUGAAAUUCUGAGAACAGUGGCACAUGAAAAUCCAAAGCUGACCAAGUGAACUACUUUUGACCAGCCCAUUGAAAAGCACAGCUGUGUGUGAUGCUCAACACUGUCCUGAAUCAACAUCUUCACACAGUCCUAACUCAGCGAGCCAGCGAGUCACUGCUGUGUCUGAGCACAGGCAUGGUUUUGUCUUCUUCAGAAGGAACAGCUUUCUUUUUUCAAGCCCCUUAUGGGGCUUCUUGAUUACUAUUUUACCUCGCUGGCAGUGCGUGAUGUAGUGUGAGUACUUGACAACUAUAGAGUUUGAGAAGAGUAGAUAAAAUAAAUAGUUUAGUUGCUUCACAGUAUGGGCAUAAAGUGUUUCACUGUUCUAAGGUGUGUUAGAAAUGUGACACUGGUGUGUUAAAGCAACUGCAUGUUGCUGCCACACCUAGAAGGCAGGGACUUUCCUGAGUUGCUGAUACCAGUCCACCUUUGGACAGCCCUUUCUCUAAGUGGGGAGGCAAGCCAACAACACAAGGUAAACAGACUUCACCUUGUACUUUCUACUGGAAUUGCUUUCUUACAAAACCUUUACUAUCACUGUAUCUAUCCCUUUUUAAAGCUUGACAGCUGAAAUUAGAGCUGGAGGUUUCAGAAAGGAAGAAAAUCUUGCACAUUAUUUGGUGAAAUGUUUUAUAAUAACCUUCUAGUGCACAUGUUGCUGGGAGGAGUGAAACUGGGUUACUCAAUGAGAUGUCACCAUAGCUGCAGUUCAUCUGCUCUGUAAGCAGAGGAAAGCACUUCUGUAGUUUGCUUCAGCUCUCAUCUCCUUGGGAUCCUACCAUGAGCUGUGAUCCUUUACAGCUUUUUCCCCUUGUGAUCUUCUGCGGCAAGCUGCUGCUCUGAGGCAGGAUGAGCACUCUGGGCAGAGGCUGGUGACAGCUGCAGAGUGCAGAUGUGUGCAGUCUAUAAAUUAGCCAGCAGUUAAGAACAGCAUUACCCACUUCCAGCUGCACAGGUGCUGCCUCUAGAGAAAACAAGCUGCAUGCAGGUCCUAUCUCAAGUGGGAACUGAGGGCUGAGUACACCUGAAAAUGAGUUAAAGCUAGUGGAGCAGAUGAGAAUUUUUAAGUGAAGGACUUUCUCCCCCUCGUACUGACAGUAUGCUUCUGACAUGUGUUGCUUCAUAUUUUUCAAUUGAUUUUUUGACCACAGGACAGUAUGUGCCUUGCAGGCCAGGCACUAAGUGUAGCUGCCUCGCUGAGGAAGCUGCUGCAGCAAAGCAGCAGCAGUUCAAGGGAAAAAACAUUGCAGGAGGAAGCCUCUGUGGUUAUAGCUCUGAGUUCUGAAGGACAGAAUAGUCCUCAGUGGGAUGGUUUCUGCCUUUGAAGUAGUGAAAGUGUUGUGCAAUUUGAGAACAGGUUUUGGAAAACCUGCCAACACAGAACUAUACAGUCUGAAAUAAUUUGACACAGAGUGAAUUAAAAGUUUACUUUAAUUUUGAACCAUUUUAUAACUGCAUUUUUCUCAUGAAGCAUCUGUAUCACAGCAGGCUACAAUAACUUUGGGAUAAAAGGCAACUGGUAAACUGUCCAAUACAAGGUUCCAAAUAAACAGUUCUUACUGGCCCCUACCCAGACAUAUCCCAGAUAAAGUUUUUGAUCAAAAACAUGAAAUAGAUCCACCUGCUUAUUUUAAGCAUAUUAAAAAGGAAACUAAUUGGACCAUUUCUAUUUGUCUAGUUUUUUUAUACAAAAAGGCUACACAAUGUUACACUUUAUUCAGAAUACAGUUAGAGCGAUUAUGAAUUAGUGUUCUACACCUUUACUCAAUCCUUAAAAAUUAGAAACUGCUGUAGCAUAUUCACUAUAACUUAAUACUACGAGAGACUUAAAAAAAAAAAAAA